Molecule: messenger RNA, 2839 nt
Organism: Brassica napus (rape)
Lineage: Eukaryota; Viridiplantae; Streptophyta; Magnoliopsida; Brassicales; Brassicaceae
Product: calcium-dependent protein kinase 16
Exons: 12
Coding region: 874-2628 (584 amino acids)
Biological process (GO): intracellular signal transduction; protein autophosphorylation; peptidyl-serine phosphorylation
Cellular component (GO): cytoplasm; nucleus
Molecular function (GO): calcium/calmodulin-dependent protein kinase activity; calcium-dependent protein serine/threonine kinase activity; ATP binding
Source: RefSeq, a predicted model, not a curated record
UCUGACCGGUUAUGGUCAAUAGAAUUGAGAGGUUUCUUCUUUUGUAUAUUCCCUAGGACCGGUUCAUGAAAUGUAGGACAGGAAAUAUAGAACACAUUAUUCAAAUGGAAAUAUAACCACAAUUUUAUUUCAUCAAAUUUGAAAAGAAUAAUGAUAAAAAUUAUAAAUUAAUUUUUGUUCUUAAAUAUUUCAAAUAUUAUUCUAAUUAUACCAUAAACUAUCCUCGAACCAUUUCAAACUCACCGACAGUAAAUAAUCAUUUUCCGAAGUUUAUAGUUUAUCAUGAUUAUUAUCUAAUAUAAAAAUACAUAGAAACAUACAAAAAUAAGUUAUUGGAAUAUUUUUUCCUAGAAUAAAGAUAGUAUUUGUUAUUUUGUUUUUAUAGUCACCAAUAUAUUUUUCUUUGAUGUUAGCUUCAAUACUUUCAUUAUCUUUUCUAUAACAACUAUAUUUAUUUAUUCUUAUAAUGUCAAAUUACAUAAAGUACAAACAAUAACAAGAAAACAAUGAAUUCCAUAACUAAUAUGAAGGAACACCACCAAUACAUUUGACCAUGAUUUUUCAUCAGAGGCCAUACAUGUCAUCCGAGCAUCAACCAGGUAAAUUUUCAUUAGUUCACAUUUAAAAUUCUCAUUUUUCCUUCCACCAAAAAUAAUAACAGUAUUAUUUUAAACGGAAAAUUUAAAUUGUUUUGUCUAUUUUCUUUACCAACGCAUAUCGAAGCCUCUCUCUCUCUCUCUCUCCUUCAUUUCGCACGAUUUCUGUCUGGCAAUGCUGUUUGUUUCAAUGGCGACCUCAUUUUCUAUUCAUUGAUGCCACAAAAGUCCUCGAAGAAAACUUCCACCUCGCCUAGGGUCCAGAAACCGAAUCAUCAUGGGUCUCUGUUUCUCCUCCGCCAAGGUCUCCGGCCGCCGAAACCACAGCCCCCGGAGCCCCAAUCCCAACCCCCUCACCGUCGCUAAACACAGACCGCCACAAACUCCAUGUUCAUUCUUGGCCGUUACGAUCCAAAAAGACCACAGGACCCAACCGCGACGAUCCCCAGCGACGACCAAGAAAACGCCGCCGCAGACGCAAACGCAAACGCGACAGACGCCACCGCACGGGAAGGGUAGAGAGAAGGGUGGGAAUAAUAAUAAUAAUAAUAAUACUAAUAAAGGGAAGAGACACGGAGAAGCGAUCCCUUACGGUAAGCGAGUUGAUUUCGGGUACGCCAAAGAUUUUGAUAACCGUUACACCAUCGGGAAACUGCUCGGAUAUGGUCAGUUCGGUUAUACGUAUGUCGCUACGGAUAAAAAGACAGGAGAUCGUGUCGCAGUCAAGAAAAUCGACAAGGCCAAGAUGAGGAUUCCCAUAGCUGUGGAAGAUGUGAAGAGAGAGGUGAAGAUACUGCAAGCUUUAACUGGUCAUGAAAAUGUAGUUCGGUUUUACAAUGCCUUCGAGGACAAGAACUCUGUUUACAUUGCCAUGGAGUUAUGUGAGGGUGGUGAAUUGCUGGAUCGGAUAUUAGCCAAGAAAGAGAGUCGUUAUAGCGAAAGAGAUGCGGCCGUGGUAGUGAGACAGAUGCUAAAAGUUGCAGCUGAGUGUCAUCUGCGUGGUUUGGUCCACAGAGAUAUGAAACCAGAGAAUUUUCUGUUCAAAUCAACUGAAGAAGAUUCACCUCUGAAAGCUACAGACUUUGGUUUAUCAGACUUCAUAAAACCAGGGAAGAAGUUUCAUGAUAUUGUCGGGAGCGCGUAUUACGUAGCACCUGAAGUGCUGAAACGCAGGUCAGGACCAGAAUCAGAUGUGUGGAGUAUCGGUGUUAUCAGUUAUAUACUUCUCUGCGGGAGACGGCCUUUUUGGGACAAGACUGAAGAUGGCAUUUUCAAAGAGGUCUUGAAGAACAAACCUGAUUUCAGAAGAAAACCGUGGCCAACCGUUAGCAACAGCGCCAAAGAUUUUGUUAAGAAGUUGUUAGUGAAAGACCCGAGAGCCAGAUUAACAGCUGCACAGGCCCUAUCACAUCCAUGGGUUAGAGAAGGAGGAGAUGCAAGUGAGAUUCCCAUAGACAUAUCUGUUCUUAACAACAUGCGUCAGUUUGUUAAAUUUAGCCGCCUCAAGCAAUUCGCUUUAAGGGCUCUUGCAACAACGCUUGACGAAGAAGAGUCUGCUGAUCUUAGAGACCAGUUUGAUGCCAUUGAUGUUGAUAAAAAUGGCGCCAUUAGCCUUGACGAGAUGAGGCAGGCUCUUGCAAAAGAUCAUCCUUGGAAGCUUAAGGAUGCACGAGUCGCGGAGAUUCUUCAAGCGAUUGAUAGCAACACCGAUGGAUUUGUGGAUUUCGAAGAGUUUGUUGCUGCUGCGUUACACGUAAAUCAAUUAGAGGAGCAUGAUUCUGAGAAAUGGCAACAGAGAUCAAGAGCAGCUUUCGAGAAAUUCGACAUAGAUGGAGAUGGAUUCAUAACAGCAGAGGAACUUCGAAUGCAUACUGGCUUGAAAGGGUCCAUUGAGCCACUUCUUGAAGAAGCAGACAUUGAUAAUGAUGGUAAAAUCAGUCUCCAUGAGUUCCGUAGACUUCUGAGAACUGCAAGUAUCAAAUCAAGAAAUGUUAGAAACCCUCCUGGUUAUCUUGUUUCUCGGAAAGUCUAAAAGAAGUUUGCAGUCUUAUGGUGAGGAAAGAAAAAAAACAAGAAUCAAGAAAUUUUUUAUCCCUUGUGUAGAAAAAGAAAGAUAGGGAUUGCAGUGUUUUCAUGUGUUGUUGUAACAUAUUUUCAUAUUAUUUUUUUAUAACCAUUGACAAAGAAAUCGAUAUUCAUACAACCAAUUAGCGCAAUGUAAUGAUGAAAUUAUUUGUUUGUGU